Messenger RNA from Cicer arietinum (chickpea), 1770 nucleotides. RefSeq names its product probable protein phosphatase 2C 6. The record is from RefSeq and is a predicted model, not a curated record. Gene Ontology annotation, molecular function: cation binding; protein serine/threonine phosphatase activity. NCBI's taxonomy places the organism in Eukaryota, Viridiplantae, Streptophyta, Magnoliopsida, Fabales, Fabaceae. Gene Ontology annotation, biological process: protein dephosphorylation.
ACAUAUUCAACUCUAACCAAAAGCCAUAAGCAAAAUAUGUGUUGAAGGAAGAUCCAAGGGGGGAUAGUUGGAAUCGCAUCAUAACGCAGGUGCGUAUGACCAUACACAAUUGUGUACCGUUUCUAUUUCGUACUCAACUUUUACAAAUCACAACGGAUGCGUGUGCCAUAAAAAAAACUGAUAACAAUUUUCCUCACACGUGUCACUUUCUUACCAGUCUUUUCUUCUCCUUUUAUCUCUCUCUCUCUCUCUCUCUCAAUCAACCAUUGCUGCGUUAUGGAACCUUUGGACGAUGCGGAAUCGCAACUCGAACGAAUCGACUCUGAGUUAACGUCUACAAGCUCUGGUUCCGGCAUUUCCUCCGUAUUCAGCGCUGACGAUUUCCGUAACUUCAAUAGCUCCGGCGACAUUUCCUCUAUCAGCAGUGGCUCCGGGGAGAUUCCGUCUUUCACGGUGAACCGAGUGAUUCUUGCACCUCCGUUGAGUGCUGCAUCCAAUGAAGCGGACAACGAGGCCGCUGUGCCGGCGGUGAGGGAGAAGUGCGUGGGAAGGAAUAACAAGGGAGUGAGUUGGGGACAUACUUCGGUGAUUGGAAGGCGGAAAGAGAUGGAGGACGCCGUCGCCGUUAUUCCGGGAUUCAUGUCUCGCACUUGCGAUCAUGUCGGAGGUUGUACGGCUCCAGGUUCAAGAUCUUCCGGAGAGAUCGGUCCUGUUCAUUUCUUCGGCGUUUACGACGGACACGGUGGCUCUGAGGUGGCUAAAUUUUGUGCCAAGCGAAUGCAUGAUGUUAUAGCAGAGGAGUGGGACCGAGAAAUAGAAGGCGGUGCUGAAUGGCAGAGAAGGUGGGAAGCAGUAUUUGCUAAUGGUUUUGAGAAAACUGACAAUGAAAUCGAAUCAGACGCAGUUGCACCAGAGAUGGUUGGAUCUACUGCUUCUGUGGUUGUUCUAUCUGGUUGCCAAAUUAUUACAUCCAACUGUGGCGAUUCAAGGGUUGUUCUUUGCCGCAGGACUCAAACACUCCCAUUGACAGUGGAUCAGAAGCCUGAUAGAGAGGAUGAACUCUUGAGAAUCGAAGGAGAAGGAGGAAAGGUCAUACACUGGAAUGGAGCUAGGGUGUUUGGUGUUCUUGCCAUGUCCAGGGCCAUAGGUGAUCGGUACUUGAGACCAUGGAUUAUCCCAGUGCCGGAGAUAACUUUUACAGCAAGAACUGACGAAGAUGAGUGUUUAAUUUUGGCAAGUGAUGGACUUUGGGAUGUAAUGACAAAUGAGGAGGUGGGAGACAUAGCGCGCCACAUUCUAAGAAGGCGCCGCAGAUCAUUGUCGAUGGAGGAAAUAUCUCCAGCACAAGUUGUUGCUGAUAGCCUCACUGAAAUUGCAUAUAGUAGAAAUAGUAAAGAUAACAUUUCAAUCAUUGUUGUUGAUCUGAAAUCAAAGAGAAAACGUUUGCAAAGGCCUCCUUCAAUUUCCUAAAAAUACGAUUCUCUUUGAUAGUUUUCAACACCUUGAGAAGGUAAUGAAGUUCCUAGAGUUGAUCUAUAUGAGCAGAACAACUCCUUUGUCAUGCAUGGUGAUUCUCUGUUAUCACUUCAACUUGUGUUUCUCCUAACUUGCUAGCUGUACAGAGCUGACUGGCAAAAAAAAUCUGAUUCAUGACAAGUAACAACUAGCUAGGACUUGUUUGUUACAAUGAAGUAUUGAUCAAUACUCCAUUUUAUCUGUUCCAUCCUUGACAAGGGCCAAUAGAAUGAAGUUACCAAUUCAUUUGUUGAA